AUGUUUUCAUCAAAUCCUUUUCAACAGUUUCCUUCAACCAUUCAUGUCUUCCCUUCUUCUUCUUCUUCUAGCUCUUUCUUUGACCUUGAAAAAGAUGGUGUUCAUUUCAACCACCCCAACCCUAACUUAAACCACAAUAACAACCACUUUGUCACUGGGGAUUGUUUUUUUCAUGCUCCUAAUUGUCCGGUUGUCACAGACAAUACCGUGAUUAAUAGGCAGCAGGAGAUGCUUAGUAAACGAUCCGCGUUCCAAUAUUGUGAUGAUAAUAGUAAUCUUUUGGAGUCGGUAAUCUACCCCGCCUCUAAGAAGAAAAUGCCAAACAUUAAAAAACAUGGUCAUAGUAAGAUCCACACGGCUCAAGGCCCGAGAGACAGGAGGGUGAGAUUGUCGAUUGAGGUUGCAAGAAAGUUUUUUUAUCUUCAAGAUUUGUUAGGGUUUGAUAAAGCAAGCAAAACCCUUGAUUGGCUGUUUAAUAAAUCGAGAACCGCAAUUAGGGAUUUGGUUGAAGAAAUGAAACAAUGUUCUUCUUCCGGUGCUACUGACCAAUGUGAAGUUGUUUUUCAGGAAACCAUCAAAAGAGGAUUAGAUGAUGAUGAAGAGGAGGAAAAGAAGACGUCGUCGUCACUCAAGUAUGUCGAUGUAAGAAAGAAAAAAGCGAUGCGAAAAUACAAAUCUGGACUUGAUGUGAAUCAGUCAAGGGCCGCGGCAAGAGCAAGAGCUAGGGAAAGAACAAAAGAGAAAUUGCACACUAAAAAGCUUGAUAAUGAGUCAAAGAAAGUCUUGGAUGACUGUUACCGUCCGGUGAGCCCAUUAAACGUCACCUCACAAUCGACCUUUUGGAGUACUCAAAUUGAGACACAAAGUAGCGAGCAUAAUGGGGGCAGGAUUUGUGAAUACGUCACGGGGCCAAAGAUUUCAAUGCCAUCCGCGGUUUUGUAUGGUUAUCCGCAGAACCUUAUGCCAAACGAUUUAAGCUCCCAAAUCAAGUACACAAGCUUCCUAAAUUUGCACUAG
This is a messenger RNA of Erigeron canadensis, 1017 nucleotides long. RefSeq names its product transcription factor CYCLOIDEA-like. Gene Ontology annotation, cellular component: nucleus. Bases 1 to 1017 code for a protein of 338 amino acids. The record is from RefSeq and is a predicted model, not a curated record. NCBI's taxonomy places the organism in Eukaryota, Viridiplantae, Streptophyta, Magnoliopsida, Asterales, Asteraceae. Gene Ontology annotation, molecular function: DNA-binding transcription factor activity; sequence-specific DNA binding. The transcript has a single exon. Gene Ontology annotation, biological process: regulation of secondary shoot formation.